UCCGUCCUAUGAAAGGACAAUGCAGAGUACAUUCUGCAGUGCUUCACAUUAAUACUAGCUGUGCAUGUCUCACAUCAGUGUGCAGACUGUGUCUCAGUCACUAGGUGGCUUUUCUUCCGAAUAUGAGAGACUUAUUGGUUUGUUCUUUUUGGAAGUAGGAGGUUAAGGAGCUACCCCUCCCAUCAAGGCCAAGCACAUCCCCCUAAUGAUAUAGCCAGAGAAGGAAGCUUUGCAGGCAGAGUGCCCAGCCAUGGGGAGAUAGUGCUCUGUUGGUGACACUACGGAUAUCUCUGCACUGCAUCUGGGGUGUGAGCUGCCACUCCUGAAUUACAAAGUCCCAAUUCAGUCUCCUCUGUUCUAUGGAGCAUUGCUGAGCAGUUUUCAGACAAGUUACCAGACAUCAGCUUGCCAGUUGGAAGAGCUAGUUUAUCCAUGGUUACUCACUGUUUGAAGAGAGGAGCACACGGCAGGCUUUGCAGACACUAUCACAGCCUUACAGACUGCUGCAGGAUUCUGUUACACUCUGAGAGCACUAGCAGUCCAAGUUAAACUUCUUCUGACACCAUGUUUUGUUCUUAUGUUUGUAAAUCCAGUCAUUAGGACACAGAGACAUGCAGUGGAUUUUACAUCAUCGGCCAAUAUGAAUGACCUUGUGACUCCAACCCCAGCCGAGCUCCCCAAACAUAUACUGGACAUUUGGGUCAUUGUCCUUAUUAUCCUGGCCACUAUACUGGUGAUGACAUCAAUGCUUCUUCUUCCAGCCGCUGCCGUUAUUAUCUACAGAGUAAGAACACAUCCCAUCAGAAGUACCAGUUAGCAAUAUGGAGUCAAAUAUGAAAUGCCAUGCUGGACUUGGCUGCCAUUUUGUGGACAGGACGGUCAAAAAAGAAUCCUGUGCAAUGACGCAUUCUGGGACACAGGCAUACAAUGAACUACUGCAUUCGAUGCCCAUUUUAUACCCUGCACAGUAUUUGGUCAUGAAUGAUUCAUAUUAUAUGAAGGAGCAUUUCAAAGCAACCCCAAUAUAUUAUGUUCACACCAGUAAUUUGCAUGUUUUUUAGUCAGAAUGUUUUGUGUAUUUAAAAAUAAGAUUUUAUUAAAAAAAAAUAUAAAAACAUUUUUUUUUUGGUUUGUCAAAGUUCGACUUGGAUCAUUGUAGUUUACCCUGUAAAUAUGACAAUAAAAAAAUGAACAUGGAGUUUCUUCUUCCAACCGAUGUACAAGACUAC
Messenger RNA from Pseudophryne corroboree (corroboree frog), 1229 nucleotides. It is a transcript of the gene SMIM3, whose product is annotated as small integral membrane protein 3. Lineage: Eukaryota; Metazoa; Chordata; Amphibia; Anura; Myobatrachidae. The transcript has 3 exons. Bases 578 to 817 code for a protein of 79 amino acids. The record is from RefSeq and is a predicted model, not a curated record.